Cebus imitator (Panamanian white-faced capuchin) is the source of this 2493-nucleotide messenger RNA. It is a transcript of the gene PTPRU, whose product is annotated as protein tyrosine phosphatase receptor type U. The transcript is spliced from 15 exons. Bases 117 to 2468 code for a protein of 783 amino acids. Gene Ontology annotation, cellular component: membrane. Gene Ontology annotation, molecular function: protein binding. Lineage: Eukaryota; Metazoa; Chordata; Mammalia; Primates; Cebidae. The record is from RefSeq and is a predicted model, not a curated record.
AGUCCCGCUCCGCGCCGCUCCGCUCCGGCUCCGGCUCCGGCUCGCCUCGGGCUCGGCUCGGGCUCCGGCGGCGGCGCCCAGCGCCGGGCCCCGGGACAGGCGGCGGCGCUCCAACCAUGGCCCGUGCCCAGGCGCUGGUGCUGGCGCUCACCUUCCAGCUCUGCGCGCCAGAGACCGAGACUCCGGCAGCUGGCUGCACCUUUGAGGAGACAAGUGACCCAGCAGUGCCCUGCGAGUACAGCCAGGCCCAGUACGAUGACUUUCAGUGGGAACGAGUGCGAAUCCACCCUGGCACCCGGGCCCCUGCAGACCUGCCCCACGGCUCCUACUUGAUGGUCAACACUUCUCAGCAUGCCCCAGGCCAGCGAGCCCAUGUCAUCUUCCAGAGCCUGAGUGAGAAUGACACCCACUGUGUGCAAUUCAGCUACUUCCUGUAUAGCCGGGACGGGCACAGCCCGGGCACCCUGGGUGUCUAUGUGCGCGUUAAUGGGGGCCCCCUGGGCAGUGCCGUCUGGAAUAUGACUGGAUCCCACGGCCGUCAGUGGCACCAGGCUGAACUGGCGGUCAGCACUUUCUGGCCCAAUGAAUAUCAGGUGCUGUUUGAGGCCCUCAUCUCCCCAGACCGCAGGGGCUACAUGGGCCUAGAUGACAUCCUGCUUCUCAGCUACCCCUGCGCAAAGGCCCCGCACUUCUCCCGCCUGGGCGACGUGGAGGUAAACGCAGGCCAGAACGCGUCGUUCCAGUGCAUGGCGGCGGGCAGAGCGGCCGAGGCCGAACGCUUCCUCCUGCAGCGGCAGAGCGGGGCGCUGGUGCCUGCGGCGGGCGUGCGGCACAUCAGCCACCGGCGCUUCCUGGCCGCUUUCCCGCUGGUUGCCGUGAGCCGCGCCGAGCAGGACCUGUACCGCUGCGUGUCCCAGGCGCCGCGCGGCGCGGGCGUCUCCAACUUCGCGGAGCUCAUUGUCAAGGAGCCCCCCACUCCCAUCGCGCCCCCACAGCUGCUGCGUGCUGGCCCCACCUACCUUAUUAUCCAGCUCAACACCAACUCCAUCAUUGGCGAUGGGCCGAUCGUGCGCAAGGAGAUCGAGUACCGCAUGUCGCGUGGGCCAUGGGCCGAGGUGCACGCAGUCAGCCUGCAGACUUACAAGCUGUGGCACCUUGACCCAGACACAGAGUAUGAGAUCAGCGUACUACUCACGCGUCCGGGAGAUGGCGGCACUGGUCGCCCCGGGCCACCUCUCAUCAGCCGUACCAAAUGCGCAGAGCCCAUGAGGGCUCCCAAAGGCCUGGCUUUUGCUGAUAUCCAGGCCCGCCAGCUGACCCUGCAGUGGGAACCACUGGGUUACAACGUGACGCGUUGCCACACCUAUACCGUGUCGCUGUGCUAUCACUACACCCCAGGCAGCAGCCACAACCAGACUAUCCGGGAGUGUGUGAAGACGGAGCAAGGUGUCAGCCGCUACACCAUCAAGAACCUGCUGCCCUAUCGGAACGUUCAUGUGCGGCUCGUCCUCACUAACCCUGAGGGUCGCAAAGAGGGCAAGGAGGUCACCUUCCAGACAGAUGAGGAUGUGCCCGGUGGGAUUGCAGCUGAGUCCCUGACCUUUACUCCACUGGAGGACAUGAUCUUCCUCAAGUGGGAGGAGCCCCAGGAGCCCAAUGGUCUCAUCACUCAGUAUGAGAUCAGCUACCAGAGCAUCGAGUCAUCAGACCCGGCAGUGAAUGUGCCAGGCCCACGGCGUACCAUCUCCAAGCUCCGCAACGAGACCUACCACGUCUUCUCCAACCUGCACCCAGGCACCACCUACUUGUUCUCCGUGCGGGCCCGCACGGGCAAAGGCUUCGGCCAGGCAGCACUCACUGAGAUAACCACCAACAUCUCUGCUCCCAGCUUUGAUUAUGCCGACAUGCCGUCGCCCCUGGGCGAGUCUGAGAACACCAUCACCGUGCUGCUGAGGCCGGCACAGGGCCGCGGUGCGCCCAUCAGUGUGUACCAGGUGAUUGUGGAGGAGGAGCGGCCACGGAGGCUGCGGCGGGAGCCAGGUGGACAGGAUUGCUUCCCAGUGCCACUGACCUUCGAAGUGGCACUGGCCCGAGGCCUGGUGCACUACUUCGGGGCUGAACUGGCGGCCAGCAGUCUACCUGAGGCCAUGCCCUUUACCGUGGGUGACAACCAGACCUACCGAGGCUUCUGGAACCCACCGCUUGAGCCUAGGAAGGCCUAUCUCAUCUACUUCCAGGCAGCAAGCCACCUGAAGGGGGAGACCCGGCUGAAUUGCAUCCGUAUUGCCAGGAAAGCUGCCUGCAAGGAAAGCAAGCAGCCCCUGGAGGUAUCCCAGAGAUCGGAGGAGAUGGGGCUUAUCCUGGGCAUCUGUGCAGGGGGGCUUGCUGUCCUCAUCCUUCUCCUGGGUGCCAUCAUUGUCAUCAUCCGCAAAGGGAGAGACCACUAUGCCUACUCCUACUACCCGUAAGUAGCUCCACCUGGCCUGGGAGGCC